CUUCCAAAGUAACCCUGGCAAUUGGAAUGACUGCGUAAGGCUAAAGGACAUGUACUACGUCGUCGAAUAGACAUAGCGACAGAUACGACUCUUUUCAGAAAACCACCGAGCUGUGUUCCUAUGGGCGGAAACGGUUGUUUACCUUUCCGAAUUGAAUAUUACGGCAAUAUUCCCAGCUACUGCUACAAAAGGCCUCGUAUUAAGCCAUGCAAUCCAUUAGAGGAUGCUUGGUACUACGACCAUAGAGCCGGAAUAUGUAAGAAGGCCGAUUCCAAAGUGUGCGGUGCAGGCAACAACCUCUUUAAAUAUUUAGAAGCCUGCAACCAGAUUUGCAAACGGAGUAAAACAAUGCCAAAAUUCUGCUUGAAGCCUCCACUCUUCGGCAGCUGUAAUCCGAUACUUCAGACAUGGCGCCGUUUUCCUCAUUCUUCCUACUGCAAAAGGCUCAACUACACCAUCUGCAAUAUGUGGCUAAAAGAAUUCGCCACUGAGGAGAAGUGUAUGGUGGUGUGCCUGCGGGAAAAGCAUCCCAUGGUUGUCUGCAGCCUCAGUCCCAGUCCUGCGCCCUGCAGUACCUUACGUUCACGGAAGUGGUAUUUUGAUGCUCACAGAAACGAAUGCUUUCACUUCCCGCAUGGGAAAUGUGCUAACAACAACAACGGUUUUUCAACGCAGGCAAAGUGUCUAGAAAGAUGCCGUUGUGAGUAUGCUUAA
Messenger RNA from Rhipicephalus sanguineus (brown dog tick), 714 nucleotides. Its product is annotated as papilin-like. The record is from RefSeq and is a predicted model, not a curated record. Gene Ontology annotation, molecular function: serine-type endopeptidase inhibitor activity. NCBI's taxonomy places the organism in Eukaryota, Metazoa, Arthropoda, Arachnida, Ixodida, Ixodidae. Bases 121 to 714 code for a protein of 197 amino acids. The transcript has 5 exons.